AUGUCGACUUUUCAAAAGAAGCUCUUGGCAGCCAUCAUCAAGAGCCUCCUUCGAGGAAAAUCACUAGUUCAGUCCCUCUUGGCUUACUGGAGUAGCUCGUUGGGUCAUGAUACAUCCGGCAAACCUCGAGUUGGUAACACACCGCGCAGGUCUAUCCAAGAAUUUCUCAAAGAGGCCGAAACUCUGUUUCUUGACCCCGUCAGUCAAGAUGGUCUCCAGCAACUAUCCCACAACAUGCGGAAGCAACUCCUACAACGACUCGAAGCCGACUUGGAAUGUAUGCUGCCGUCGUACAGUCACCAGUUGCCAAGAGGCACAGAAGUUGGCCGUUUUGUAGCUUUGGACGUUGGCGGUUCGACCCUCAGAGUAGCAUUGGUGGAACUUUGUGGCCGCAUGUCCAAUAUCGGGGAGGAGUCUAGGAUUGUCAGCAUGCGCAACUUUCGCAUCACUCCUGAUAUCAAGGCUUUGGAGGGAAUGGCCUUCUUUGACUGGAUGGCCGAGAAGAUACUGGAAACUCUUUCAGAAGAGCUAGAGCAAGAUGGUAGAUCUGACGGGCCUCUGCCCAUGUCCAUGGCAUGGAGUUUCCCCAUCGAGCAAACAUCACUGGCUGGUGGCAAGUUGCAAGGCAUGGGCAAGGGCUUUUGUGCAUGCGACGGCUUGUUAGGUCGGGACCUCGGAGAUAUUGUUCGAACAGCCUGUCUGAACCGCGGUCUCAACGUAGAGCUUCGAGCUAUUGUCAAUGAUUCGAGUGCGUGCUUACUAUCAGAGUCGUAUAACCACCCCACAACACGAUUCGGUCUCAUCCUAGGCACCGGCGUCAACCUUGCUGCCUACCUUCCUGUGUCCGCCAUUGGACGGGUUAAAUUUGGUCAGCGGCCUCCUCAAUGGUUUGAGAAAGCGACACACGUCAUUAUCAACAGUGAGAUCAGCAUGAUGGGACGCGAUAUUUUGCCCUUGACGAGAUGGGACCGACAGUUGCUGGCAAACCACGCCCGGCCCGAGUUUCAACCUCUGGAGCAUAUGGUCAGCGGCAUGUAUCUGGGCGAGAUUUGCAGGCUUGCGCUUGUUGAGGCCAUCGAGACAACAGGAGCCUUUGGAGGUGUUGUUCCUGCUUCGUUGCAAAAGCCUUACUCUUUCUCGACUGAGACGCUUUCCAUUAUCGAAAAGGACACAACUUCUGGUCUUGAAGAAGCACGCAAGCAGUUCUCUUCCCGCCACCCAGCAAAGCAUGCUCCCACAACCGCCGACAUGGAAUUGCUCAAGCAACUAGCCGGUUUCAUCUCCAAGCGUUCAAGCGCACUCGUCGCUACGGGAGUCCACGCCUUCUGGAACCUACGCAUUGACAGCCAAAACAACUUUGUCCAAACUUUGUCAACACAGUCUCCUGAGCGGGACAGCGCAGAAGCAGACAGAGAUCUGGCCGAGACAACGGUUGCCUACAAUGGCGGUGUCAUCGAGAGUUACCCUGGCUAUCUCGACAGCUGCCAGUCAUAUCUGAACGAAUUGGUCGCAGGUGACAAGAAAGAGAAGUCCAGAAACCGAACGAUCAAGCUUGUAUCGGCAAAGGAGAGCUCGUUGAUGGGAGCAGCUGUGGCGUUGGCUUCUCUGGAGGAAGUUGUUGAGGGGCCAUUGGGUGUGGUGGGCUAA
Messenger RNA from Fusarium pseudograminearum CS3096, 1647 nucleotides. RefSeq lists its product as uncharacterized. The transcript has 3 exons. The record is from RefSeq and is a predicted model, not a curated record. Bases 1 to 1647 code for a protein of 548 amino acids. Gene Ontology annotation, biological process: glycolytic process; intracellular glucose homeostasis; glucose 6-phosphate metabolic process. Lineage: Eukaryota; Fungi; Ascomycota; Sordariomycetes; Hypocreales; Nectriaceae. Gene Ontology annotation, cellular component: cytosol; mitochondrion. Gene Ontology annotation, molecular function: fructokinase activity; D-glucose binding; ATP binding.